Molecule: messenger RNA, 1293 nt
Organism: Oncorhynchus kisutch (coho salmon)
Lineage: Eukaryota; Metazoa; Chordata; Actinopteri; Salmoniformes; Salmonidae
Product: guanine nucleotide-binding protein G(I)/G(S)/G(O) subunit gamma-12-like
Exons: 2
Coding region: 43-261 (72 amino acids)
Biological process (GO): G protein-coupled receptor signaling pathway
Cellular component (GO): heterotrimeric G-protein complex
Molecular function (GO): G-protein beta-subunit binding
Source: RefSeq, a predicted model, not a curated record
UGCUGUCUGGGACUAAAAGUGGGAGUCUCUCUGGAGGAGGGGAUGUCAGGGAGGGUGUGCAGCAAUAACAGUGUGAUGCAGGCACGGAGGACUGUGGAACAACUACGAGUGGAGGCAAGCAUGGAGAGGAUCAAGAUCUCCACAGCAGCUGCCCAGCUGGUGCAGUACUGUCAGGAGCACAGUCGCAGUGACCCCCUCCUCACCGGCAUCUCUGCCUCCUCCAACCCCUUCAAAGACAAGAAGACCUGUGUCCUGCUGUAGAAAGGCUGCCCCAGGUCACUGCUCUCUGGUGCUGCAUUCAACAGUGCUUCAUCAUCAGUGAAACGUUUUGAUGCCAGGCUACUUCAACAUGUCCUACUUCAACAUGCCAGACGUGUUGGCUAAAGCAAAAACUGACUGGAUGGUACAGAAUGGGUCACGUUGUAACUUCAGCAUGUGGCUUGCAGUCCAGAAUGUCUCAAUAACAAAGGAGAGCAAACUGUUUAUAUCUUCUUGACAUUACAGAGGGUACACUGGUAAACAAUGAAUUGAUUGAGUGUAAACAUUUUAUUCAUAACAAAAGAAAUCACACAUUGCAUAUUUACAAAAUCUGAAUCAUUUGGGUAUUUCUAUGCAGUCAGAGGACUCUUGCAGCAGGUGAAGAAGGGUCGCAGAUAAGGAGUUGGCAUGGAGAUUGAUUGUUGCUAAGGACAGUGUGUGUAAUAAAAUAAACUUGUAACAAAUAAUUAGUGAACAAUGCAGUACUAUUGGGUUUUGCACUCAAAUGAGCCACUUGAGCGAGGUUGAUGUGUGUAACGCUUUCCUACAGCGCUUUCCUCAACAGUGCAGAAUUAAAUAAAAACGUUAAGAGUUGGUAAAGUAGUUACACUAAGAGAAAAUGACAAAGAGAAAGAACUCAAAACAGUGUAAUUGACAAACAAGUGCUGUGGUACUGAGUAUAAGAACGCCACUACACACAUUAUGACAGUUAGACCAAAAUACUUUACAAUCAGUGUGUCAGAACAGCUUGACUGAUUCUUUCCAUUGUGUUUCCGAAUCUGUUUCAAUUGUCAAAGAGAAAAAUACUUCAUCUAUUUUCUAGAGACCAACUGUCUGGAAUGCUGGUGGCGGAACGUCCUCAUUUUAAUUAACAAGCUAAAACCAGGCCAUUGCAAAAUCAAGUCAUGUACAAGUGUUUAAAACCCUUCAGUAGUGCUGUGCCUCAAAUUAACUCCCAAAUCCAGUUUAUGUGAAAUCGUUUGAACGAGUGCUGGGUCAACAACACAGGGACACAGACAGAACUACACCAUGAAG